CAGUGGCGCCCACUGUAUUGGGGAUGAUCGGUGAGCGGGUCACCUUGCCGUGCAGCUACGAAGAGGGCGGGAGGUGGCAAGUAUCUGACCUCCGCGUCCUCUGGCAAACAGCGACAGAUUUGGUGGUGCAUGCGCAGUACGGGGCGAUCGAGGAGAACGAUGCCCAGGAGAGCAGGUACAGGAAUCGGACCAGCCUGGUGGUGGGACACAUCAGUAAGGGAGACCUCUCACUGCAGCUUGAUACAGUCAACGCAGCUGAUGGAGGGCGUUACCAAUGUAUCGUCUUAAAGAAAGGAUUAACAGGCUUCCGCAAGGUCAAGGCGAGUCACGUCAGCCUCAUCACAGCAGCCAAUUACAGUGUGCCGGUGAUAUCUGGGCCAGGGCAGGGUGAGAUUGGCCUGGGAGAGGAGGUGAACCUCACCUGCAGUUCCUUUGGAGGCUACCCCUUGCCGGUGGUGUCUUGGAUUGACCGUGAUGGCCAGACCCUGCCAGAGGAUGCCCAUGUGGACACAUUCUCCUCCGAUCCAGGCAGUGGGCUCUACAACGUCACCAGCAUCCUCCAGAUCACAGCAACGGGGAAUACCAGUCUCUGCUGUGCCAUCUUUAACAAGAGCACCCAAGAAAGGAAGCUAUCGUUCCCAUGGAAAUGGUUUGGAAAUUCCGACAUGUCCCUCGAUCAGAAAUUCCCAGAGGCCAUGCCCAAUGAGAUAGAGAAGAUCAAUAUACAACAGGAUUCUGUGUGACGCUAACAUUUGUGGCCAUCUGCUGUUCGAGGGAUGAGCGUAGGAGGCGUUGGAGAGUUUGGGACUUGGGGGCUGGAUAGGAACGUGGACAAGGACUGCGUUGGCCUAUGCUCACCAGAUAUUUGCACCUGUACCGCAGCCCCCGUGCCUUCCACCUUCCCAUGAUGCCCCCCCAUUAGCCGAGCAGCCGAGGGCACAGGAGGAUCCCGUGGCCCCAUCCCUGGAGGGAGCUGAAUCUUGGCUGGCUGUGCGUGUAAAAUGGUGGGUAGAGGGGCAGGAAGCUGCGUUGGGGAGGAUUGGAGGCACACUGCAAGUGAGCCUGUAGAGGGGUAAUUCCAGGCAGGGGGAGAGCUGUUCUUGCAAUCCACUAAACACUCACUCAGCCUGACUGCAACGCUGCUACAGUCGAACAGCACAUCUGCUCUUGCACACUGGUUCCUCGAGAAUGGAAUGGACAGUGGAGCUGGGUGGGGGUGAAGAAAGAGGAUUGGAAACAAGGUGACGAUGCAGAUAUUCUCCCUUCCAUGUGUCCAGUUCUGGAGUCCCCAACUCCACGACACCCCCACCACCCCCGAUACACUUUCGGAAGGAGAUAGAGCCCUUGGAGAGAGAGAGAGAGAGGUACAAACAGGAAGGAGAUUUCCUGGGGGUGAGUUGGUCACAGUUCAUGCUGAGAAAGACCAGGGAGAAACUGGCAUCACUCCCUUGGAGCAGGAUAGGUUCAGGGGAAGGGAACUUUUAAAAGGGUUGUCGGAGGGGGAGAUCAGGGAGAUACUAGAAAGGGGGGCAAUAGGCAGGAACUGUGGGCAGCUGGAAGGCAAUUAAAAGUUAGCUCUUUAAAAGAGCGGGUACAGGCAGAAUGGGCCGAAGGGCCUGCACAUGUGCUGUAAAAUUCUGUGAAUGAUGGAAGAUUGCUACAAGACGUAGCUUUAUCGUGCUGUAUAUCAAGAAUGUAUAUAGUGUAUUGUCAUUAAUAAAUGAUUAUUUUUA
Molecule: messenger RNA, 1733 nt
Organism: Rhincodon typus (whale shark)
Lineage: Eukaryota; Metazoa; Chordata; Chondrichthyes; Orectolobiformes; Rhincodontidae
Product: ICOS ligand-like
Exons: 4
Coding region: 24-743 (239 amino acids)
Biological process (GO): immune response; positive regulation of T cell proliferation; T cell costimulation
Cellular component (GO): external side of plasma membrane
Source: RefSeq, a predicted model, not a curated record